Myodes glareolus (Bank vole) is the source of this 2290-nucleotide messenger RNA. RefSeq names its product negative elongation factor complex member C/D (gene Nelfcd). Gene Ontology annotation, cellular component: nucleus; NELF complex. NCBI's taxonomy places the organism in Eukaryota, Metazoa, Chordata, Mammalia, Rodentia, Cricetidae. The record is from RefSeq and is a predicted model, not a curated record. Gene Ontology annotation, biological process: negative regulation of transcription elongation by RNA polymerase II. Gene Ontology annotation, molecular function: RNA binding.
ACGCAUGCGCAUUUUCGUGUGUCGCCUCCCGCGCACGCGCAGUAAGGACUCCCGGCAACUAUGGCGGGCCCAGCGCCGGGUACAAUUAUGGGAGAAGACUACUUCGGCAAUGCUCCGGAGUGGGGCGAAGAGGCGGACGGCGGCCAGCAGCAAGACGAUGAUUCUGGAGGAGAGGAUGACGCCGAGGUGCAGCAGGAAUGUCUGCACAAGUUUUCCACCCGGGACUACAUCAUGGAGCCCUCCAUCUUCAACACGCUGAAGAGGUAUUUCCAGGCAGGAGGGUCUCCAGAAAAUGUCAUCCAGCUCCUGUCUGAGAACUAUACAGCGGUGGCCCAGACUGUGAACCUGCUGGCUGAGUGGCUCAUUCAGACAGGUGUCGAGCCAGUGCAGGUGCAGGAGACUGUGGAGAACCACCUCAAGAGUUUACUGAUCAAGCAUUUUGACCCUCGGAAGGCAGAUUCUAUCUUCACGGAAGAAGGAGAGACCCCAGCAUGGCUUGAGCAGAUGAUUGCACACACCACGUGGAGAGAUCUGUUUUACAAGCUGGCUGAAGCCCAUCCUGACUGCUUGAUGCUCAACUUCACUGUGAAGCUCAUUUCUGAUGCGGGGUACCAAGGGGAGAUCACCAGCGUGUCCACAGCCUGCCAACAGUUGGAGGUGUUCUCCAGAGUGCUUCGGACCUCUUUAGCCACAAUCUUGGAUGGAGGAGAAGAAAACCUUGAGAAGAAUCUUCCUGAGUUUGCAAAGAUGGUGUGCCAUGGGGAGCACACAUACCUGUUCGCACAGGCCAUGAUGUCCGUGCUGGCCCAGGAGGAGCAGGGUGGCUCUGCAGUACGCAGGGUCGCUCAAGAAGUCCAGCGCUUUGCCCAGGAGAAAGGCCACGAUGCCAGUCAGAUCACGCUGGCCUUGGGCACAGCUGCCUCCUACCCUCGGGCCUGCCAAGCUCUCGGUGCCAUGCUGUCCAGGGGAGCCCUGAAUCCUGCGGACAUCACGGUCUUGUUCAAGAUGUUCACCAGCAUGGACCCUCCUCCCGUGGAACUCAUCCGGGUACCUGCCUUUUUGGACCUGUUCAUGCAGUCACUAUUCAAGCCAGGAGCCAAGAUCAAUCAGGACCACAAGCACAAGUACAUCCACAUCCUGGCUUACGCUGCUAGCGUGGUUGAGACCUGGAAGAAGAACAAACGGGUGAGCAUUGGCAAAGAUGAGCUGAAGUCCACAUCAAAGGCUGUAGAAACCGUCCACAAUCUGUGUUGUAAUGAGAACAAGGGGGCCUCGGAGCUGGUAGCCGAGCUGAGCACACUCUAUCAGUGCAUUAGGUUCCCAGUGGUGGCGAUGGGUGUUCUGAAAUGGGUAGACUGGACUGUGUCAGAGCCGAGAUACUUCCAGCUGCAGACUGAUCACACGCCAGUUCACCUGGCCUUGUUGGAUGAGAUCAGCACCUGCCACCAGCUCCUGCACCCCCAGGUUCUGCAGCUGCUUGUUAAGCUAUUUGAGACCGAACACUCCCAGCUAGACGUGAUGGAGCAGCUCGAGUUAAAAAAGACCCUGCUGGACAGGAUGGUGCACCUGCUGAGCCGUGGCUACGUGCUUCCUGUGGUCAGUUACAUCCGCAAAUGUCUGGAGAAGCUGGACACCGACAUCUCACUGAUUCGUUACUUCGUCACUGAGGUUUUGGAUGUCAUCGCCCCGCCAUAUACCUCAGACUUUGUGCAGCUAUUCCUCCCCAUCUUGGAAAAUGACAGCAUCGCGGGUACCAUCAAAGCCGAGGGCGAGCACGACCCCGUGACCGAGUUCAUUGCCCAUUGCAAGUCUAACUUCAUCGUGGUGAACUGAGAACCUCCAGAACUGAAGCAGAGCCUGCCAGGCCAAGCUCAGGAGGACUGGAGGACUGGAUCAGGAAGCUACUUGUGAAGAGGCUCAGCCAGCCUCCUGGAAGGAAGGUCUGCUGGGAGCGAGCAGGCAGCUUUUCUCAAAAAGCCUGUGUUGGCAGUGCCCAGGAGAAGCUGCUGUGCUUGACGGCCCCCUCUGUUGUCAGUGUGGCCCCUGCACCACAUGUCACAUGCAGGAGUCGGGUGUGUGCACCUCUGGGGAGAAACUCAGUAGGCCUCGGGGUGGUGAGGAUCCAGAGCUGGGAUGCUUCCAUGAGUCACUUUUAGGGCUUAUGUAAGCUUUCUACCAAUGACCCAGGUGGUUGGUUGUUUUAUUGCUUUAAUUUGCCAAGAGUAAUGAUGGGCUGGGUGGCGUGUGUCCUCAUGUGCUAUUCCCAUGUAAAUAAAGUGCACAGACCAAG